UCAGCCUUUAUCUUGGUGCCACUGAUGAUGAUAAGGAUGCUUCUCUCCAUCUCUAAAUGAUUUCACAGGAAACCGACCACAGCUGUACGGCUGCGCGAUGAAUACACUGGCUUUUAACAGGCAUAAGUCUGGAAUAUCUGUGAUUAUGGAUAUCUUGUACUUUCUAUGGAUGCUGCCGUCGGUGUGGGCUGUCGAAGAGGUACUAAUGGAUUCAACAACAGCAACAGCAGAACUGGGCUGGACCACCUACCCAUCUCAAGGGUGGGAAGAAGUUAGUGGAUACGAUGAAAAUAUGAACACCAUCCGAACAUACCAGGUGUGCAAUAUCUUUAAUAGCAGCCAAAACAACUGGGUCCGGACCAAAUACAUCCGUCGCCGUGGUGCUCAGCGUAUCCAUGUCCAGAUGAAAUUUUCAGUACGGGACUGUAGUUCCAUACCCAAUGUCCCUGGCUCCUGCAAGGAGACCUUCAACCUCUAUUUUUUUGAAUCUGACUUGGAUAAGGCCACUAAAUUAUACCCACCCUGGAUGGAAAACCCAUGGGUGAAAGUGGACACUAUUGCAGCUGACGAGAGCUUCUCUCAGGUCGAUCUCGGUGGCCGCAUCAUGAAGAUCAACAGUGAAGUUCGAAGCUUUGGACCUGUUUCCCACAAUGGCUUCUAUCUUGCUUUCCAGGAUUACGGUGCCUGCAUGUCACUCAUUGCUGUCCGAGUCUUCUACAGGAAAUGUCCCCAUAUAAUCCAGAAUGGAGCGGUUUUCCCUGAGACACUGUCAGGAGCAGAGAGCACCUCUCUUGUGGCAGCCAGAGGAGUGUGUGUUCCUAAUGGGGAGGAGGUGGAUGUACCCAUCAAGCUGUACUGUAAUGGGGAUGGGGAGUGGAUGGUACCUAUUGGUCGCUGUAUGUGUAAAGCUGGAUACGAGGCUGUGGCGAAUGGUACAGUCUGCAAAGCAUGUGUUACAGGCUUCUUCAAGGCUGCUCAGGGAGACCACAAAUGUUUACAGUGUCCCAUUAACAGCCGGACCACCAGCGAGGGAGCAACUAACUGUGUCUGUCGCAAUGGCUACUAUCGCACUGAAUCUGACCCUCCACAGAUGCCUUGUACCACUGUUCCAUCUGCACCACAAAAUGUCAUCUCCAUAGUAAAUGAGACUUCUCUGAUACUGGAGUGGAGUCCACCAAAGGAGAGUGGUGGCCGAGAAGAUGUAGUUUACAACAUCAUAUGUAAGAGUUGUGGCAGGGGUCGCAGCGGCUGCACCCGCUGUGGUGACAACGUGCAGUUUAUCCCACGUCAGCUGGGACUCACCAACACCCGAGUACAUAUCAGCGACCUCAUGGCUCACACGCAGUACACAUUUGAAAUACAAGCUGUCAAUGGAGUGUCUGAUCAGAGUCCUUAUUCACCACAGUACACGUCUGUCAACAUCACCACCAACCAGGCUGCACCAUCAAUAGUGUCCAUCAUCCACCAGGUUAGCAGAACUCCUAACAGCAUCACUCUGUCCUGGUCCCAGCCAGAUCAGCCCAAUGGUGUUAUUCUGGACUAUGAACUGCAGUAUUAUGAGAAGAACCAAGCAGAAUGGAACUCAUCUCUAACGAGGAGUCAGACCAACACUGCUGUCAUACGAGGUUUAAGGCCUGGAACCAUAUACGUGUUUCAGGUCCGGGCUCGGACUGUCGCUGGAUUUGGACGCUUCAGUGGUAAAAUGUACUUCCAAACCAUGACUGAAGAAGAAUAUAACUCCAUUAUUCAAGAGAAGCUCCCCCUCAUCAUUGGUUCAUCUGCUGCAGGGGUUGUCUUUAUUAUUGCCAUCACUGUCGUCAUAAUUGUUUGUCGCAGCAAAAGAAAUUCUGACAGACCAGAAUCUGAAUAUACAGACAAACUCCAACAUUACACCAGUGGUCACAUGUCACCGGGAAUGAAGAUCUACAUUGACCCCUUCACAUAUGAAGAUCCCAAUGAAGCGGUUAGAGAGUUUGCUAAGGAAAUUGACAUUUCCUGUGUAAAGAUUGAACAAGUGAUUGGAGCAGGAGAGUUUGGAGAAGUGUGCAGUGGAAACCUCCGACAGCCUGGGAAAAGGGAGAUAUUGGUGGCCAUCAAGACUUUAAAGGCAGGGUACACUGAACGCCAGAGGAGGGACUUUUUGAGUGAAGCAUCUAUCAUGGGUCAGUUUGAUCAUCCCAACAUCAUCCAUCUGGAGGGAGUGGUUACCAAGAGCAGCCCUGUAAUGAUCAUCACUGAAUUCAUGGAGAAUGGAUCCCUUGACUCAUUUCUCAGGCAAAAUGAUGGCCAGUUCACAGUGAUACAGCUGGUGGGAAUGUUGCGCGGCAUUGCAGCAGGAAUGAAAUACUUGUGUGACAUGAACUAUGUCCAUCGAGACCUGGCAGCGAGGAACAUCUUGGUCAACAGCAACCUAGUGUGCAAAGUGUCUGACUUUGGCCUGUCACGUUUCCUUGAAGAGGAUACUUCAGACCCCACUUACACCAGUGCUCUGGGGGGAAAGAUUCCCAUCAGGUGGACAGCACCAGAGGCCAUUCAGUACAGGAAGUUCACCUCCUCAAGUGACUGCUGGAGCUAUGGCAUAGUCAUGUGGGAGGUGAUGUCAUAUGGAGAGAGGCCCUACUGGGACAUGAGUAAUCAAGAUGUAAUCAAUGCCAUAGAGCAGGACUACAGGUUGCCACCCCCUAUGGAUUGUCCUAGUGCACUACAUCAGCUAAUGCUUGACUGCUGGCAGAAAGAUCGCAACAACCGACCCAAAUUCAGCCAGAUUGUCAGCACACUGGAUAAGAUGAUCCGCAAUCCCAACAGCCUGAAGGCCAUGACACCAUUGUCAUCAAGUGUUCAUUUAGCUCUGCUUGAUCGCAGCACUCCAGAUUUCUCCUCUUUCAGCACCAUCGAUGAGUGGCUGGAUGCCAUAAAAAUGGGCCAGUACAAGGAGAAUUUCACCAGUGAAGGCUUCACCAGCUUUGAUGUGGUGUCUCAAAUGACCAUGGAGGAUAUCCUCCGAGUGGGAGUGACAUUGGCUGGUCACCAGAAGAAGAUCCUGAACAGCAUCCAGUCAAUGAGGGCCCAGAUGAACCAGAUCACCUCUGUGGAAGUGUGAUCUCAUAGACCAGAAGCACAAAGACUGUUCACUACAGGAAGUCCAGCUGCCAGUAACCAUGCAUUGAGGAACACAUACACUGUGACUUCAGUUGAACCUCAGAUUCACUUUUCCUCCUUCCAAACACUCUCCAAAGGCUUCCAUCAGUAUGCAGCACAGCACAGAUGUUGAGUAGUUUUCUUGAAGCUGCUGUAUAUUCAGGUAACAGUCUUUUUGGGGGGCUGUUGGACAUAAUCACAGGCAUCUAACUGUCAAAUUACUACAGUACAGUCACGUGUCUUGUUAAUGUUCCAUCACUCUUCCACUCUCUCCACUACCAGCAACUUAAGUUAUUCUUAAGAAUUAAUGUCCUAAAAUUGGCCUUGCAUUUUGAAUUUUAUGCAAGGAACCUGCUGUCACAGUGAACGAUGAUAUUAAAAACAGCAUAGCAGGACUCAAUGAACUGGCUGGUGCAAAUUACAACUUAUACGUUAAGUUGAGCAUAUUUAUUUAUAGCUGCCACCUUCACCUUACUGCUACCUCUGUACCACAGUAAUUGUGGCAUUUUUCGUAACUAUGUAAAGUUUCUUAACUAUGUAAAGCUGCAAAUCAGAACUUUUUGUCAGAUCAAACCCAGUUUUUGGUACAGGUAACUGAACAUUUACAUAGAUUGUAUGGUGUGAAUUUGAAUAAGGAAGCAUUGGCUAACUAUGACCCUUAUAUUAUUCAGCUACAAUGUAGAUGAACACACUUCUACUACCAGCAACAACAGGUGCCAAAUACAUAUAUAUCUCUCUCUCUCUCUCUCU
Messenger RNA from Maylandia zebra (zebra mbuna), 3888 nucleotides. Its product is annotated as ephrin type-B receptor 2. Gene Ontology annotation, biological process: ephrin receptor signaling pathway; protein phosphorylation; axon guidance. NCBI's taxonomy places the organism in Eukaryota, Metazoa, Chordata, Actinopteri, Cichliformes, Cichlidae. Gene Ontology annotation, molecular function: ATP binding; protein binding; transmembrane-ephrin receptor activity. Gene Ontology annotation, cellular component: plasma membrane; dendrite. The record is from RefSeq and is a predicted model, not a curated record.